Molecule: messenger RNA, 1133 nt
Organism: Urocitellus parryii (Arctic ground squirrel)
Lineage: Eukaryota; Metazoa; Chordata; Mammalia; Rodentia; Sciuridae
Source: RefSeq, a predicted model, not a curated record
UGUUUCGGCCAAUUGCCCCAACCACUUUGAGGGCCACUACCAGUACAAGAGCAUUCCUGUGGAGGACAACCACAAGGCGGACAUCAGCUCCUGGUUCAACGAGGCCAUAGACUUCAUAGAUUCCAUCAAGAAUGCAGGGGGAAGGGUGUUUGUCCACUGCCAGGCGGGCAUUUCCCGGUCAGCCACCAUCUGCCUCGCUUACCUCAUGARGACUAACCGGGUGAAGCUGGAUGAGGCCUUUGAGUUCGUGAAGCAGAGGCGAAGCAUCAUCUCCCCCAAUUUCAGCUUCAUGGGCCAGCUGCUACAGUUCGAGUCCCAGGUGCUGGCCCCGCACUGCUCUGCCGAGGCCGGGAGCCCUGCCAUGGCUGUGCUAGACCGGGGCACCUCUACCACCACCGUCUUCAACUUCCCCGUCUCCAUCCCUGUCCACUCCACGAACAGUGCCCUCAGCUACCUUCAGAGCCCCAUCACCACCUCCCCCAGCUGCUGAAAGGCCCUGGAGGUGAGGAGAUUCCAUCCCUCCAGGACCACAGGCUCUUCCUCCAGAAGAGAGGCAGUAACUCCAGAGAUGGGCUUGUGGGUGCUGGUCCUUAUUUAUUUAAUUUCACCCAAGUUCCCUGGGUUCUGAGCAGUUGCCAUGGUGACAGCGUCAAGACAUUUGCUGAACUCAGCACGUUGCGGACCAAUAUACAGUGGGUACAUCAAGUCCCUSUGACAAAAUGGGGCAGAAGAGAAAGGACUCCGUGUGUGAGCUGCUUUCUCUUUGCUUGCUUCCGUUUUUUCUAGAAACUUGAUGCUUGACAUACCUACCAGUAUUACCAUUCCCGAUGACAUAUAUGUAUGAGAAUAUACCUUAUUUAUUUUCCCGUAGGCGGUCUGCCUUCACAAAUGUGUCUACUCCUAGAAGAACCAAAUACCUCAAUUUUUGUGUUCAGUACUGUACUAUCUUGUAAAUAGAUCUGAGCAGGUCUGUUCUCACCACUGGUGGAAAACACCAGUGUUGGUUUAUUUAGUUGCCAACAGUUGUGUGUUUGCUGGUUAUUUAUGACCUGAAAUAAUAUAUUCCUUCUUCUAAGAAGACAUUUUGUUAUAUAAGGAUGAAUUUUUUUAUACAACAGAAUAAAUUAUGUGAU